Messenger RNA from Bathycoccus prasinos, 648 nucleotides. RefSeq lists its product as hypothetical. Lineage: Eukaryota; Viridiplantae; Chlorophyta; Mamiellophyceae; Mamiellales; Bathycoccaceae. The record is from RefSeq and is a predicted model, not a curated record. Bases 1 to 648 code for a protein of 215 amino acids. The transcript has 2 exons.
AUGGAGAUUCAUCCGUUCCGGUUGAAGCCCGGUCAAGACGUGAAAAAAGAGCUGGAAUCAUUCUGCCAGUUGAAAAACAUCCAAGCCGGCAUCGUAAUCACCGCGGUAGGGUCGUUACAAAAAGCAAAGAUUCGCUUGGCGUCGUCCGUGCAAACGAACACGAACGAAGUCGCCGAACUGACCGAGGAACGGUUUGAAAUCGUCUCCAUGACGGGGACGUUAUCCGCGAAAAACGGGAUGCACGUGCACGUGGCGGUUGCAGAUGCGAACGGAGAAGUGUGCGGAGGACACAUGUUAGAGGGGUGCGAAGUGUUCACGACGUGCGAGAUUGUCUUGGGCGAGUGCAAACGCUUCGCGUUUGAGAGACACGCGGACGUGAACACGGGGCACAAGGAGCUGGUGGUGGUGAAGAACACGGCGAGAGAUUUAGAGAGCGAGUAUUAUUUAGAUGACGAGGGAAGCGCGACGACGCCGACGGGGAAGAAGGCGAGGAGGAUGCGGCAGAUGCGGAUGAUGGAGAUGGAGAGAGAGCGGUUGCAACAAGGAGGAGGAGGAGAGAGAAGAGGAUUGUUCUCGAGGAUAGCGGCGGUGAUUGUGCCGCCACCGACGCCGAUGAGGACCGUGAAUGAAGUCGCGGACGAAGUGUAA